Molecule: messenger RNA, 897 nt
Organism: Neocloeon triangulifer
Lineage: Eukaryota; Metazoa; Arthropoda; Insecta; Ephemeroptera; Baetidae
Product: fibrinolytic enzyme, isozyme C-like
Exons: 6
Coding region: 1-897 (298 amino acids)
Biological process (GO): proteolysis
Molecular function (GO): serine-type endopeptidase activity
Source: RefSeq, a predicted model, not a curated record
AUGUCGGCAAGGAACAAUAACCGGCCAUGGCUGCAAGUUGUUGGAUUGCCUAAUAAAAAUAAGCGAACAACGGCGCCACCAGACGCUCCAGACUCGUUCGUUGGUGGCACGGCCACAACGGUUUUCACUGCCAAAAGGUAUCAGUUCCCAGAGAUGGUAGUUGUGCAAACCGCAUCAGCAAAUUGUCACGGUGCCUUGAUCUCGACAAAGGCUAUUCUAACGGCAGCUUCUUGCUUUUGGACUCUAGAAACAGGCCUGUCAACGGACGAAGUGAUGAUCGGCGUAGGCGCUCUGUCGGGAACUUCAGUUAACGCUUCCAUUACCGUUUUCAACGUCACGAUCCAUCCCCAAUAUCGUUACUACCCCUUGUCUGGCGUUCACGAAAAUAACAUUGCCAUCAUCCUUCUCCAGAGAAAUCUUGUUGUUGAUGGUAGAUUAGUUGCUCCGAUUAACCUGACAGCAUCUUCAACCGCCAAGCCCGACUCGUAUCUUAAAAUUCCCGAUCUGAGGUUGGCGGGCUGGGGCCAAACUCAGAACAAUGCAAACGUCAGUGACCCAUUGAACAUCGAUUCACUCCUAUUUGCGACCGUCUACAUGGCGCCUCAAAAGUCUUGUGCAGCCGCGUAUGCUAGUCUCAAUUCCAGUAAAGUCUACUUGCUGUCUGACACCAUGAUAUGCACUAAUGUAACUACCAGUCUUGCUUCCACUUGCAAGGGGGACACCGGAGCUCCUUUGCGAUACAUUAAUAGUGCCGGUGCAUUUCCUUACACAGUUAUGGUUGGAAUCGCUACAGAGCCGAUCGAAACUCGGUGCCCAACCAGUUUGCCAAGCUUGUACACCAACAUUGCUCCGUUUAUUAAAUGGAUUGCCUCAGUGACUGGCCUGUCACUUAAAUAA